CGAUUCGGGAUUCCCGCCCCUCCGACGCCCCUUUAAAAGCUUAGCCCCCAAAAAUUCCACAAGUAGUCGUGUGGUCGUCGACCCGCAUUUAUCUCUUCCACCUGCGCCUUCUACUCUUCAUCUCAAAACCCUACCCCAUCUCCCAGCUCCGACCCUCCACUAUGGUGUCCCAGAGGAAAGCUUCUUCGCGGCUGGCGGAAGCUGCUUCAGCCAAUUCGGAUUCAAGGAGGAAGUCUUCAAGAGUGAUUAAAAAAGUUCUCGAUCCAGCUGCUGAUGCUGGAAUUGAAGCUCCUAGCGUAGUUGCAGCGCCGGCCAAGAGGAAGGCUUCAGGGGACGGUACUCCGGCUGAACAGGAUCUUAGCCGGAAGUCUAAGAGGCGGAAGGGGAUGGAGGUGCUGGAUUUGACUGAUGACGGUGUUGAGUUCUAUGAGCUUGAGGAUGAGGAUGAGGACGAGGACGAGGAUGUGUCCCAUGGCGUGAAUGUGGUAAAUCUGGCCCGGCCUCCUGCAAGGAGGGCUCCGGCUAAGGCCUCUGAUGAUGAUGACGGCGAGUUUAUCGGGGAUCCGGUUCCUGUAGAGGAAGCCAAGCAGAAGUGGUCUCACCGCUAUCAAAAGACCACUGGGAGAGCAUAUGCAGGAAUUAAGAGCAUAACUAUUCAAGAUGGAGCUGCUGACAUACUUCAGGCCAAGAGGCACUUUACAUCAGCAAAAGUUGAUAAUGUUAUUUAUAAUGUAGGGGAAGAUGCUUAUGUCAUGGCUGGUGAGGGGGAAGACAACUACAUAUGCAAAAUUAUCGAAAUGUUUGAAUCACUUGAUGGUGUGCGGUAUUUUACAGCUCAAUGGUACUACAGAGCCAAGGACACCGUUAUCAAAUCAUGUGAUGAGUUUGUGGACAAACGGCGAGUCUUCUUUUCCGAAGUCAAGGAUGAUAACAAUAUUGGUUGCUUAGUUCAAAAAGUCAAUAUUCAACGUAUACCCUACAAUGGAAAUUCUAAUUCAAGGGAGAACAUUCGAUCUGAUUGUGAUUUCUACUGUGAUAUGAUGUAUUUGGUUCCCUUCUCAACAUUUUUGAACCUUCCUCCUGAUUUUACAGUUCCUAGUGAUUCCAGUUCUACCAUCUCUAGUGACCAGGAUGUGGUAGAAGCAAAAGAGCACAAUUCAGAAAAGACUCUAUUGGAUUUGUACUCUGGCUGUGGUGGGAUGUCUACUGGGUUAUGCUUAGGAGCAAAGGAAAGUGGCAUUAAUUUGGUCACUAAAUGGGCUGUUGAUUUGAAUCAAUAUGCAUGUGAGAGUUUGAGGAAAAACCACCCGGAGACAAAUGUGAGGAAUGAGCCAGCUGAAGAUUUCCUGUCUCUUUUGAAGGAAUGGCAACAGCUUUGUGUCUCUUGCUUGUUAAUAAAAAGCAGCUGUCCCCCGCACCCUCAUUUGAAUCUUUCAAGCAACGAAGAAGAAGAAGAAAAUGAUGAUGAUGACAAUGUUGAUGAGAGUAAUGUAGAUGGAGUAGAUGAAGUGUAUGAGGUUGAGCAUAUUUUGGAUGUUUGUUAUGGAGACCCUAAAGAAUUGAAAAAGCCUGGUCUAUACUUUAAGAUACACUGGAAGGGUUAUACUGCAGAUUAUGACACAUGGGAACCCAUAGAGGGUUUAAGCGAUUGCCCCCAAAAAAUUAAGGAGUUUGUGGUCAAUGGCUUUAAAGAGAAAAUGUUGCCUUUGCCUGGACAUGUUGAUGUUAUAUGUGGAGGUCCUCCUUGUCAAGGGAUCAGUGGUUUCAACCGUUUCAGGAACUCAAAGAAUCCUUUGCAGGAUCCUAAAAACAAGCAGCUAACAGUGUUCAUGGACAUGGUUGAUUUCUUGAGACCAAGAUUUGUUUUAAUGGAAAAUGUCGUUGAUCUUUUGAAAUUUUCAAAUGGUUUCUUGGGGAGAUAUGGGUUAAGCCGGCUUGUAGGGAUGAAUUAUCAGGCACGGCUAGGAAUGAUGGCGGCUGGGUCAUAUGGACUGCCACAAUUCCGUAUGCGUGUCUUUAUGUGGGGUUCCCUUCAAGGCGAGAAGUUGCCACAAUACCCACUACCAACAAAUAAAGUUGUUUUUAGAGGUGUUGUUCCUACCGAGUUUGAGCUAAAUUAUGUUACUUACGAAAGUCCCGAUGUGAGUUUGAAGAAAGAGCUUUUCCUUGGGGAUGCAAUAUCAGAUCUCCCCCUGGUGGAGAAUAAUGAACAAAGAGAUGAUAUGGAGUAUGCUAAUGAGCCCGUGACCGAGUUCCAACAACUUAUAAGACUUGGGAGGGAUGGUAUGCCUGGAAAAGUUCUGCAUGAUCACCGUCCCCUACAAUUAAAUGAUGAUGAUUAUCAACGUGUCUGUCACAUUCCCAAAAGAAAGGGAGCAAAUUUUAGGGAUUUGCCUGGUGUUAAGGUCGUAGCCAAAAAGGUGCAGUGGGACCAAGAUGUUGAGAGGGUCUAUUUGCCUUCAGGGAAACCUUUGGUACCUGACUAUGCAAUGACAUUUGUGAACGGCACGUCCUCAAAGCCAUUUAGAAGAUUAUGGUGGGAUGAAACAGUCCCUACUGUUGUCACAAGGGCUGAGCCGCACAACCAGGCCAUCGUGCAUCCUCUUCAAGAUAGAGUUCUCACAAUCAGGGAAAAUGCUAGGUUACAAGGUUUCCCUGAUUACUAUAAACUUUAUGGCCCUAUUAAAGAAAGGUACAUACAAGUUGGAAAUGCAGUUGCUGUACCCGUCGGAAAAGCUUUAGGUUACUCGUUGGCCUUGGCCUUCAAAGGUUUGUCUGGCGUAAGCUCAACUUUUUCUUUGCCAGAGGAAUAUGGGGAAAUUGUUGGGUCACCGGUAGAUCAAAUGUCUCCGGCUGAAGUCUCCCAGUGAAAUAAGUCAAUUGAAUUUAUUUAUUUUCAAACAGUGCACAAGUUAAUUUAUCUUGUUGCAAUUAUCUUUACAAAUAUUGUAGAACUUCAUUUAUAUGUAAAAUUAUGUUGUAAGAUUGCAAAACAUUGUCAGAGUGCCAUAGCAGAGACGCAAUGUAAAACUAUUUUAUGUAUGUCAGAUGCAGAAACAGUUGAGUUGUUCAUUGCAUAAAUAUUGGUAAUUAAAGAAUGUGAACUGUUCUGAUUACA
Cuscuta epithymum is the source of this 3118-nucleotide messenger RNA. NCBI's taxonomy places the organism in Eukaryota, Viridiplantae, Streptophyta, Magnoliopsida, Solanales, Convolvulaceae. The record is from the annotation of a GenBank genome assembly.